Electrophorus electricus (electric eel) is the source of this 2939-nucleotide messenger RNA. RefSeq names its product programmed cell death 7 (gene pdcd7). Gene Ontology annotation, cellular component: U12-type spliceosomal complex. NCBI's taxonomy places the organism in Eukaryota, Metazoa, Chordata, Actinopteri, Gymnotiformes, Gymnotidae. The record is from RefSeq and is a predicted model, not a curated record.
AAUAAAGUUGCAGUAGUCUAACCUAGAUGUAAAGAAGACAUGCACCAGGAUCUCAGUAUUUUUAAAGGAAAGCAUAGCAUGAAGUCAAGCAAUAUUGUGGAAAUUAGAAAAUACAGUAUAAGAGAUUAAAUAUGUAAGUCAAAAGAGAGAAAGGGUCCAAUAGUACACCAAGGUUUAAAACAACUGCUGAGGGACUGACUUGAGUAUCAUCGAAAGUAAAUAAGUGGUCAGAAUAAGCUGAGAUGGUAGACUUGGUACCAAUGAUCAUAAAAUCGUUUUUCUGGGGAAGAAUGCAAUGCCAUUGCUUUUUUGUUUCGACCAUUUGUUUUCUGUGAGCAGGGAAGCAUGCCUCUAGCCGCACUUUGAAUUCUACAAUUCUACUUGUUUAAAACCUCAGAUUGUGGCCUUGCAAUAUGCUCACUAGUUUUUGCUUUCUAACUUGCGGACUAACAUUUUAUAUUCAAUAACAUUAAACAAAAUAAAGACAAGUUAUGAGUUAUGCGCUGUUUCUGCUCUAGUUUGUGAUGCAGGAUUUAUUAAAAAAUAUAUAUACUUCAAGCGGCAAGUUAGUGGAACGGCCGAUGCUUCUCGCUAGGAACCAACGAACGACGCUUAAGUUAAAGAGGGAAACCAUUUGAAGUUGCACCGGAAAGGUUUGCUGUUGCUCCGGAUUUCUUAGCCAGCUAGCUAAAUUUGAAAGCAGGGAACACACUUCAGCAGUACACAUCGAUUUCCUUUAGAAUUGCGUGGACAUGGACUCAUCACAGCAGUAUUACUAUUCAGAGGGAACACCGCCAACUAUGGGACAACCACCACCUAUGCCACCCAGCACGGUCCCUCUUCUCCCGGGAGCUGAGCUGCCUUGGAGUGUUUACCAGCAUCCUCCACCAGUUCCGCACAGCCACUGGCCUCCGUUUCAGCCGAUGCCACUUAGUGGACCUCCGUAUCGUCCGCAGCCGCCUUUCGAUCACAGCAGACCGCCUCCAGGUUACUUUGAAACGUCGCAGCUGCCUCGCAUUCACGGAGCAACGGCUUCUGACGGACCCGUCCAGGCAACCAUACACGCGGAGCAUAACGAAAAUCAGACGGGGUCUUGGCCACAUUCAGCCAGUAGAGUGUAUCAGCCGAAUAUUUGUGACAGCUAUUCCAGAGGACAAUUUGCACAAAGUCGCAGUUUAUUAAAUGCUGGGAUAUCAUCGUGCCAGUCUAGGUUUCAGCUGAGUAGUAAUUUGGACAACUUCGGUCCGAAUUUCAGUCUAGACUACAAGUCAUCCAGCGGUUUUUCAAGUCAGCCAUUACAGGGCUCUUGGUCGGGUAAUUCGCAGAACAAAGAAAACAGCCAAAACACGUCAGUAAUAUCCAAUGAAGAUGCAAGGCAGAGAAUGCAAGACGAACAGUGGAUUAAACGUUUUUUGCAUAGAAGAGGAAAAACACCUGAAGUAGAGACGUAUACUGCUUCAACACAGUCUAUCUCUGACUUCAGAGAGAAGUUGUAUAGUACUGUAAAAAUGAUAUCCGAACUUUCCGUGGUCUGUCAAACAUUAAAAAAUAACUUGGACAACGAAAGUGCUUGGACUGUCUCGUACUCAAAAGCCAUGGAGCUAAAAAACCGCUUACAAGAAAGACUGACCGCUCUUCGGGAUCCAGAAUCCUUCGGCCGUGUCAAGAAAAAACUGACACAGAUAAAAAAGAAACGCGCGCGCAUGCGUAGAAGGAAAGCUGAGCAAACGGAGGAGAGUCAAGAGCGGGAGGCUAGAGCGAGAGAGAGAGAGGCGGCCAUUGACAAGUACCAGUCUAAGCAGAUACAAGAACUGGAAGAAAAGAACAGGGAGCGAGAGCUAAAGCUGGCGGCUGACGCGGUUCUCUCAGAGGUGAGGAAGAAACAAGCCGAUUCUAAGAGAAUGCUGGACAUCCUCAAGGCCUUGGAAAAGCUGAGGAAACUCCGCAAAGAGGCUGCAGCCAGGAAGGGUAUGUUCCCGGAGAAGGAGUGUGACGAAGUGUUCGAGCGGCACGUGGAGCGGCUGAGGGGUCUGAUCCGGAAACGCACGGCUAUAUACGGGGCCGAGGAGAAAGCUCUGCGGGUGAUGCUGGAGGGCGAGCAGGAGGAGGAGCGGCGACGGGAGCGGGAAAAGCGGUUGAAGAAAGAGAAGGAAAGACUCCUGCUCAGGAAACUGGAGAUAGACGCCAUGCUGUUUGGAGCUGAACUGCCUCCUGAUCAUCCGCUUCAACCUUUCUACGAAUACUACACACAAGCGGAGCACUCUCUGCCGUCCCUUAUCCAGAUAAGGAGAGAGUGGGAUCAAUUCCUGGUUCCCGAAGAUCAUCCUGAGGGCACCUCAGUUCCGCAGGGCUGGGUUUUUCCAGACCCUCCGGCAGAUGAUGUCUGGGCCACUGCUCUGGACAAGUGAAGCACUCUAGCAAACUGGUUCUGACAGCUGAUGUGCUGCCAAUUCACUGCUGAAUAUUAGUGACACCGUGCAAAGAGAGGGCUAUAAAAAAAAAAAAGAAAAGGAGUUGAUCAUGACACCAGUUGUAUCCGUCUUUACAGAUGAGUGAGCUGAAGAGAGUGAUGCAUUUGUUUUGUACCCUGUUGAGUGGAGUGUGAAAUAAAGGGCUACAAUUUGUUUGCUGAUAAAUACUCCAUUAGCAUUUAGUCAGUGCUAUUUAAGUGCCCUGGGUCCUAACAAAACCUCAUUUCAGGCAUGAUCAGGUCAGGAAGUUCAAAGCUGAUCUGUAGGGAACCUUGGCGAUUACACACUUAGCUGGGCAUCUACGCAGUGGUUUUCUCUGAACUGUUUACUGUGGCUUUUAAAUGUGGCCACUAAAAGGUAGAGUAUUUAGAGAUGAAUGUUUGUUUUUUAUUUUAUUAUUACUCACUGAAAUGAACUUGUCAGUGUUAUAGUUUAGUGUUAAAGACUAAUAAAAUUAUUUUAAAUGUG